AUGUCGCGGGCACUACUGCCGUGGCUGUCAGUGUUUCUCUCAUGGCGCCUGUGCAACGGCGUUUCUGAUGUCGACUGCCUGGGAACAACUCUCCUUCAGCACCACCACGAAGUUGUGCCUUUCAACAUGCAGGCGUCCGCAACAUCCACGUUUCGACGUAGUUUGUUCAGACAAGAAGCUUGGGGGGAGGCAUCGUGCUCUGAAGUGCCGUGGAUGUGCGCAGAGCCCUUCGACUGCCUGAACUCCACUGGGAAGUUGGAACCAUGGGAGGAGAUGCUGCAUCAGCUGGCUAAGCCUAGUGGGGUGAACUACCAGGCCUGGUGCUAUGCGGGCUCCGUGUUCUACCAGCAAGCUCGGCAAUGUGCCACGCAGGACCUACAUGGCUAUGCACAGACUAUGCUGCAAUUCAGUCAGCAAUUUCACACCGAAGAGUUCGAUGCCAGCUAUUGCUUUUUGACUGGGUAUUGCCAGAAUGACCGGGUGACACUGAACACCACCAUUUUGGAGGCAGAAGACAUCUGCGAUGAGCUCUUUCCAGAGCCGCAGGUGGACGCAAGAAGAUGUGCUGCGAAGGGCCGAAGGGCACAGCACACGCGAAUCUUUCUAAACUGGUAUAUACGGUAUAUGUAUGUAUAUGGUAUACGCAAGAUAUGUAAGAGUCGGUGUUCUUCCGAAAACAACAUUCAAGACAUGUUUCCAAAUAUUUUCCGUCUUAAGAAUGCAGUGCUUCUGCAACAAUGGACUUUUAGCACGGGAGCGACAGUAAAACCCUCGAAGAGCCGCAUCGCGCAGUCUAAUCUCAAAGCGGCACUUGGGAUGGUCAUCCCAGGGGUUGGAGAUCAUAUUUAUGAAUAA
Molecule: messenger RNA, 855 nt
Organism: Cladocopium goreaui
Lineage: Eukaryota; Dinophyceae; Suessiales; Symbiodiniaceae
Source: the annotation of a GenBank genome assembly